Molecule: messenger RNA, 474 nt
Organism: Nannizzia gypsea CBS 118893
Lineage: Eukaryota; Fungi; Ascomycota; Eurotiomycetes; Onygenales; Arthrodermataceae
Exons: 3
Coding region: 1-474 (157 amino acids)
Source: RefSeq, a predicted model, not a curated record
AUGGGCCAUAAUAUUGCUAGGGUUUUCCAAACCUCCUCUAGGGCCCUUCUCCGAUAUGUGGGCGUCCCUAUUGAGGAGCUCGUGGUCAGCAAUGGCACAGCAAUGGCACAGCAAUGGCACAGCAAUGGCACUGACGGUGGGCAAUGGUCAGCCGUGACGGAUUCAGUUUGCAAUGAAAUUGAAAAAGCUGAUCCACGGAUAGUCGCUGCAAAUAUUCAAGGUUCUAGGGCUCAUGUAUCCUCUAAGGAUAGGAGUGAUAACCAGAAUGUCAUAACCGUCGGGCUAGAGACUCAUACAGGUACACGCAUUGGCUCGCUCCAUGUCCAUCUAGAUGGCACUUUCAAGUUUUUUCCGUCCAGUGCUGGCAAGGAGGGAGGAUAUGGGUCAAAAAUUGCUAGCGCCGGAAUCAAGGGCUUUAUUCCAACUGACAGCGGUUUUGAAAACAUGGGUGAACAGAGCUCGUCCUCCAAAUGA